Messenger RNA from Ziziphus jujuba (common jujube), 1244 nucleotides. RefSeq names its product protein neprosin. Lineage: Eukaryota; Viridiplantae; Streptophyta; Magnoliopsida; Rosales; Rhamnaceae. Bases 6 to 1244 code for a protein of 412 amino acids. The record is from RefSeq and is a predicted model, not a curated record. The transcript is spliced from 7 exons.
GCAAAAUGCAAACUGAUUUUGUGACUAUGGCUGGUUUAGACCCUAAGCACAUUACAGUAAUAUUGCUUGCAACAUUUUCUGUGAUUUUAUGUGCAGAAGCAGUUCCAGGAUGGGAAAAGCUAUCCAAAGAAGAAGAACUGGAUCUGGAUAGACAGCUCAAACUUAUAAACAAACCUGCAAUUAAGAGUUUCCAGACUGAAGAUGGUGAUGUUAUAGAUUGUGUUGAUAUCUACAAGCAGCAUGCCUUUGAUCAUCCUAUGCUCAAGAAUCAUAAAAUUCAGAUGAAACCUACAACCAUACCAAAAGGAAUAAGAAAUCAUGAAUCCGAGACAACCUAUAAAUCUUUGCAAUAUAUGCUUGGAAACAUAAGUUGCCCACAAGGAUCAGUGCCUAUCAAAAGGGCUACCAGGAAGGAUUUGAUAAUGGCAAGACAUAUAAAGUCUAUUGGAUUUAAUCAUCCAACAAACACUAAUGCCAGCACCUCAGGAAUUGAUGAAGGAGGCCAUCAUUAUGCAGGGGUUGCAUAUAGAGCCUUUGUAGUUGGGGGAAGAGCAAAUAUUAAUGUUUGGAAUCCAAGUGUUAAAGUAAAUCAAUUUAGUAUUGCUUCCAUGUCGAUUUCAAAGGGCCCUAAACAGCAAAUGAACAACGUACAAGUUGGGUGGGGAGUUAAUAAAGCUCUAUAUCCAGAUGGCAGCAGACUUUAUACCUAUUGGACUGGAGAUGGUUACCAAAAAACUGGCUGCUUCAAUACUCUCUGUCCAGGAUUUGUACAAGUUAGCACUAAAAUACACCUGGGGCUUAAUUUACGACCAGUUUCCACUUACAAGGGUAGUCAAUUUCAUAUAGCAGUCAGUAUACAACAGGACAAUAGUACUGGAAAUUGGUUGCUGACAUUUUUCAACGAAUAUGUGGGCUACUGGCCAAAGGCACUAUUCACAACCAUGGCUGAUGGUGCAGAUUAUAUUUCAUGGGCUGGCUCCACUUACAGCAUCAUAACUGAUCCUACCCCUACAAUGGGGAGUGGUCAUUUCCCAAAAGAGGGUGGUUAUGGGAUAUCAGCAUUUGUGAAUAGCAUUCAAAUUAUGCCAAAUAGGUUCUACAAAUUUGUAAGUCCAUUGUAUUAUGUUCUUGAUACUUUUGCAGAUGUACCUCAAUGUUAUGAUGUUAUAAAGAAUGUGGCUAAGGAUCCUAACUGGGGCGCUUAUAUUUUCUUUGGUGGCCCUGGAAAUUGCACAUUUCAGUAG